This is a messenger RNA of Hydra vulgaris (swiftwater hydra), 4007 nucleotides long. RefSeq names its product inactive phospholipase C-like protein 1. Gene Ontology annotation, biological process: lipid metabolic process; phosphatidylinositol-mediated signaling; release of sequestered calcium ion into cytosol. Gene Ontology annotation, molecular function: phosphatidylinositol-4,5-bisphosphate phospholipase C activity. The record is from RefSeq and is a predicted model, not a curated record. NCBI's taxonomy places the organism in Eukaryota, Metazoa, Cnidaria, Hydrozoa, Anthoathecata, Hydridae.
AAAAAAAAACAAAAAAAAAAAAAACAACAACAACAAAAUACAAAAAAUAAAACAAAGACCGAUGGACUGAGUGCCAACGCCGAUUUAUUGGGAUUCUAACCAAGAUGGCUUCAAAAGUUAGCCCAGUCACACCAACACACAUUAAUACCAAACUAACCGAUACAAUAGUUGAAAUUAAUGAAAACAGUAGAACUGGUAUUAUUAACGAGGUUUUACAAGAUGAUGUUUUUUCUGACGGCAUAAAAAGUGAGUUUACUGAAGAAAUUGUUAAGCAAAGGUUACAAAAUGACUCUAUUCCAAGUGUGGGGGAUGAUCACACUAGUCAAAAGAGUAACGUGUUUCGCAAAAAAAGUGUUUUAAAAAGAAUUGACUCAAAUAAACCAAAACCAGUUUUUCAAAAAAGAGUUUCAUUUUCAUCAGCUGAAGAAACUAAAAGAAGAAUUUCUAAUGCUACUGAUUGUUUUACAUAUAUGCAAAUGGGUACAGAGUUUUUAAAGCUCAGGCUUGGUAGAGAAUAUCAGAGAAAGUAUCAUCUUGAUCAUGACUUCGAAUGUUUGCAUUGGAGACCUUCUUCCAAAAGACCAGAUAAAGCUGUUUUACCAGUGGAAGCAUUACAUGAAGUUCGUGCUGGAAAAAAUACAACAAUUUUUAAAGAGCAAGGUAGUGCAUAUUCUGAGGAUUGUUGUUUUUCAUUGAUUUGUGGACCAAACUAUGAUUCUGUAGAUCUUGUGGCAAAGACCUCUGAGGAAGCAAGUAUUUGGAUUACUGGCUUGAGAUUACUUUUGACCCAUGCAGACCAACAUAAUGAGGAGGAGGAAGACAAUGGUGAUAUGCGAGAAAGGUGGCUGAGGCAUAAUUUUCGUUUACUUGAUAAAGAAAAAGUAGGUGUAUUGAGUGAGUCUAGUAUUAUGACUUUGUUGAAGAAGCUACGAGUUAAUGUACCAGAGCACAUUGUUAAACAUAAACUGCAAGAAGUUCAUUUACAAUCUGUUACUGCAUCGCUGCUUUGCGAUAAUGCAGAAAAUUUCUUAAGCGAGAAUGACUUCUGUAAAUUCUUUAUUGAAUUAACAACUCGACAAGAAAUAUAUUUCUUACUUGUAAAGUACUCAAGUAAUGGUUCCUAUCUAACUAAAGAAGAUUUGAUGAUUUUUUUGGAAACUGAGCAAGGGCUUAUUUCAGCUUCUCUGGAACAAUCAUUAGACAUUAUUAAUCGGUGUGAACCAACUGAAGAGGGUCGUAAAAAGCAAAUAUUAGGUCUUGAUGGUUUAACAGAAUAUUUUUUUGAAGAAGAUUGCAAUAUAUUCAAAGCAGAACAUGAAAGUGUUUGUGAGGAUAUGAAAAAACCACUGUCACAUUAUUUUAUUGCUGCUUCUAAUAACACAUACCUUAUAGAGGAUCAGCUGACAGGUAAAUCUAGUGUUGAAGGGUUCGUCUCUUGUUUGCAGAGAGGUUGUAGGUAUAUUGAAUUAGAGUGUUACGAUGGAGAUGAAGGAGAGCCUAAUAUAUACCAUGGAAAUAAUUGUACUCUAAAGCUACCUUUUCUUGAUACUAUCAAAGUUAUUGCAGAGAAUGCAUUCUACUCAACUGAUUAUCCCCUUAUAUUGUCAAUUGAAAAUCAUUGUUCAACAAAACAGCAACUUGUUAUGGCACAACAUCUAAAAAUGGUUUUUAGAGAUUGUUUAUAUGAUAUCCCAGCAGAUGAACAAUAUAUACACUUGCCAUCACCACAUUUUCUAAGAGGAAAAGUAAUAAUUAAAAGCAAAAAGCUUGCAUUCAAAUCUUCAGAGUCAAUAUCUAGUAAUGGAGAUGUAAGUGAAGAAGAAGAAGAAAAAGAAAUUUGUUCUGGAGAUGUUACUGAAUUGGUUGACAAUGAGGUCAAUCAUGGGACUGGAACUGACAAUGAUGCCUUCCAAAAAAUUCCCAUGACAACCAUUAAAUCUUCACAGUUAAAUGCUUCAAAUUCUCCUGAAGAAUCAAAAAAUGUAAAGACAAUAAAACUUGCAAAGGAAUUCUCUGAUCUUGUUGUAUUAUGUAAAUUAGUGCGUUUUCAAAACUUUACUUUUUCUUCUGAACAGCAAAAAUAUUGGGAAAUGUGUUCAUUCUCUGAAAACACAGCAAGAGAACUAUGUAGGAUUUUUCCAGAAGAAUUGGUUAUUCACAACAAAAAGUUUUUAAGUCAUGUGUAUCCAAACAAUGUGCGAUUAGAUUCAAGCAAUUUCAAUCCUGUUGAGUUUUGGGCUUGUGGGUGUCAACUAGUUGCUAUGAACUAUCAAUAUGCUGGAAUUGCAAUGGAUAUUAAUCGAGGCUUUUUUUUAAAAAAUGGUGGAUGUGGUUAUGUUUUAAAACCUUCUGUAAUGAGAGAAGAAGUUUCAUAUUUUAAUUCAAACAUGAAACAGGAGAUACCUGGUGUAUGUCCUGUCACUCUCACUAUAAAGGUGAUAAGUGGCUAUCAGUUGCCCAAGCCGCGAGGUUCAGCAUCAAAAGCAGAUACUGUUGAUCCAUAUGUUGUAAUUGAGAUGUUUGGUUUGCCUGCAGACUAUCGCUUUGAACGAACAAAAACAAUUUCAAAUAAUGGCUUUAAUCCUGUAUUUGAUGAAACUUUUGAAUUUCGUGUUUUAUUACCUGAACUCGCUCUCCUGCGUUUUUUUGUUUUGGAUGAUGAUCAUAUUGGUGAUUGCUUUAUUGGACAGUACACUAUUCCUCUUGAUUGUGUUAGACAAGGUUAUAGAACAGUGUACUUACUAUCUAGUGUUGGAGAAAAAAUCGAUAAAGCAUCAUUGUUUGUUCAUGUGUCAAUUUCUAGACAGUUUGAGACAAAUUCUAAGAAAGGAUUUGGUAUGAAGAAAAAAAAAGAUUCUACAACUUUAAAACAUAUUGGUAUGAAGUUUAUUGAUGAUACAUUUAAGCAAUCUUUGCAACCAUUACGUGAAGCUGCAGUUCUUCGCGAUAAUUUUCAAACUAGUCUUGCUUUAUUUCAGGAGAGUUGUGGAUGCGCUCGCACAAGCGUUAAACAAUGUGUAAGAAUACUUGCUCAGCGCAUUGGUACUACCAAUGAAAGAAAUUUGCCAAAAGGUUUAACUGUAAAAAUUACAGGAGAGAAAUUACCUGUGCUAACUGUUGAAGGAGAAAUUCCUCAUGUGUUGCAAAAAAUGAUUGAAUCAUUUGAAGAAUUUCUUUGUGAAUGCUCCAAUAUGAGUCUUCAUGCAGCUGAUCUAUAUGAAAGAUUGACCCAUGCAAGAAGGUCAGCAUUGGAGUGGCAUGAUGAUCUUACAAAAAAAUCGAAUAAGGAUAGUGGCAAAGGCAAAAGCAAUUUAAAGGUUAUUGAGAGUUUUUCUUGGAACGUGAAAGUUCUUAGUGGUCAAGCUGAUCUAUUAAAAGCUGCUAUAACACAAUGCGAAGAGUGUAAAAAACAAAUUAUCGAUGUUGCAAGCACUUGCGGUUUUUCUCCACCAAAAGAACAAGAAAGCUGAUGAUCUUUUUCAAUAUUAUAUUAUUGAUAGCACAGUGGUUUCUCUGUUGAUCAAUUAGAGGAUUUCUAAUUAUAACGUACGUUUUGCCCAGCGGUUUCUGUACCUUAUAAACGUCAAAAUACAUCAUAAAGACUCUCCUCGUUUUACAGGUUCUAUAGGGCUUUGUAGUCGAGAAUUAAUUUAGAAGUAAGAAAUUUACAAAUGAAAUUCAUACAAAAGUGCUCUUUAUGUUCAUACUACGUUUAAACCUGCAUUUUAAUUCGGUAGAUAUGAAAAUGAUGCUACAGUGAAUAAUUUUUUUUUGAAUUGCAUUAUCAUUAGGAGGGCGAGUGUUGAAUACUAUUUUGGGGAAAAGGGAUGGGUAGAAUCAAAUAUAAACAGUUAGUUGAUGUCAAAUUUAAAAUUUUUCAUAUAAAAUAAAUUGUGUUUAUUUUGUACGAUAUUUAAAUAUAAUGAAAUUUGUAUAAUGAUCCAUUGCACGUAAUUUUCGUAAAAUUGAAAUUUUGAUUUUGUUAAUAGCAAUCCGUGAUAAUCUUA